CCCUACAGCAACACUCACGCUUUCAAUGCUCACUUCUCUUCGCUCGGCAGUGGGGAAAUGGUCUUCCGAUAACAUCCUCCGUUCUCAUCGAGCCCGCGCCACAAGUGCCAGCCAGAAGGGACGCUUCUCUGCAUGCCAACAGCAGCAUCAGCAGCGUUCACAGCCGCAGCCGGGAAUGCCCAGCGUAUAUACCGGAGAUGAAGCGUCAUCCUCCGUCACGAGCAACAACAACGUACAUGGCAAGAUGAGCAAUGGACAUGUCGUGCCGCCGGCCAAGGCGACGCAGGUGAAGAAUGAUAAAGACGACGUGUAUCAGGACUUGGCGGAAGCGUGUCGGAACGUGCAUGAUCGGGUAUACGAGUUUCUGGAGCGAAAGCCGAGGAGUGAGAGGAUAGAGCAGGUGCAGCGCAUGACGAGGGAGUCGCUGGGCGUGAUUGAAGAGGCAUUGGAGAAGUUCAGCCUCGACCACCUCUCCUUCAGCUACAACGGCGGCAAAGACUGCCUCGUCCUCCUGAUCCUCUACCUCGCCGCCCUACACACCCACUCGACAAAGUCCUCAAUAUCUCUUCCUCCGACCCUCCGAUCCGUCUACAUCGUCACACCCAACCCUUUCCCCGCCGUAACAACUUUCGUCCACUCCUCCGCAACCAAAUACCACCUCUCCCUCUCGCAAUACCACAAACCCAUGCGCGAAGCUUUCGCCUCGUACCUUGCAGACACGCCGUCCGUCCAGGCGAUCUUUGUUGGAACCCGGCGUACCGAUCCUCACGGCGCGAAGCUCACAUUCUUCGAUCCCACGGAUGGGGGCUGGCCAGCGUUUGUGAGGAUACAUCCGGUGAUUGAUUGGCAUUAUGCGGAUAUUUGGAGUUUUAUCAAAGAGGUCGGAGUCGAGUACUGUGAGUUGUAUGAUAUGGGCUAUACGAGUUUGGGCGGGACGGAUGAUACGCAUCCCAAUCCGGCGCUGGCGCUUAAGACUAAGGGUGCUGAGGAUGUGGUGCGGUAUCGGCCGGCUUAUGAAUUGGUGGAGGAUGAUGCGGAGAGGUUGGGGAGAGAUGGGAAGAGGUGAUGACUACUCUCCUCUUCAUUUGUUUGGAUGACGAUUUAGAUGUAAAAGGACGAGCGGCAAUGUUGGGCAUUUUGUGUGAGCGGUCGCUUGGUUGUAGACAUGCGAAGCGAUAUACAAU
Cercospora beticola is the source of this 1184-nucleotide messenger RNA. RefSeq names its product FMN adenylyltransferase (gene FAD1). The record is from RefSeq and is a predicted model, not a curated record. Gene Ontology annotation, biological process: FAD biosynthetic process. Gene Ontology annotation, molecular function: FMN adenylyltransferase activity. NCBI's taxonomy places the organism in Eukaryota, Fungi, Ascomycota, Dothideomycetes, Mycosphaerellales, Mycosphaerellaceae.